AUGUCACGUUUGCUCGGUUUUGGAUCAUUUUUCGGCGAGCAAGUUGAAGUUGAAGGCGAUAUUGAGCAGGCUUUGAAUCGUGAUGAUGGCGCAAGUCAUGUGCCAGCUACUUCAGGGGCUACUCUACUCCCACGGCCAGUUGCCUCUGCUUUGUCAAUCUUGACUCAAUCGACCUCAUUGUCUCUGAAGUUGGGGAGUUUUUUCGGCGGCAUUGCCCUUGAAGGAGCGCGAGUCACGACGCUGACAGGAUUGGAACUCAGUAGAGCAGUCAUUGAGGGGAUUCUUACAAGAGCCGGGCGGGAUAUUGCUCUUCGAAGCAGUGGAGAGCGCGGGAAAGUGGAGGCGGAGUCGUUACUCGAACGAAGUUUGGCUGCCCUGCACACCACAGUCACCUCGGCCUCGUUCUUUGCAGCCGUAACUUUCCAUUUCUCGUCAACAACACUUUCCUCUGCUGCACAUGUGUCUCAGGCCCUUUUGUCUACUCUUGAUGCAAUCCUUGGCUCGACUGAAUCUUCGAGAGCCAUUGCGGCUAUCAUAACGCUUAUUCGACGGGAGUUCAGAAGUCCCAAUGCUGAAAUCGGUACCGACAAUAUCGGUGUCGGCGACCUUCUCGUCGGAACUGUCGGCUUUGCGAUGCUUCAAAGAUGGGGGCGGAAAAGCACUGAAAGGCAUAUGCGCCUCAACGGCGGUCAUGAGACUGUUUGGGAUGUUGUGAUCUUAGACAAUGGCGCAAGGGCCGACGUCAUUGGCACUCAUCCAAUCGAGCCCGCAGGAAAUUCUCGGAGCGCGUUAGGUUCUGCGACUAGACGAUCAUCUUUCAUAUCGCCCGGCAACGAGGAGGAAAAUUUCGAUGCUGUGCAGCGGCCAUCGAGUGUGGUCGAACAUUCUGAGGUGCCCCAAAUGUUGCUUCCAGCUAGCGAUCAACAAGUCUCUGACGAAGACAUUCGCCUACACAUAAUGAGGCAACUUCCGCGGGGUUGUCGUGCUUCAAUCAAAUCCGAUGUGGUCACCACGCGGACCAUAACUGUCGAUAUCUAUGAUGACGACAAUGCCGAAAUUGCUGCUCCUCCCGGGAUGAUGAUGGUUGAGGAAAGAUUUCACAAUGACCGAUCGGAUGAAAACGGCGGUCUUUCUACUAUGCACCAACUACCCAAGCACACUGUUGUCUUCAGGACUGCUUUCAAUAAGAUACAAAAUGCGGAUGUCAGGCCGUCUCACAGGCCUGAAACCCCCAAUUCGCGAGGGCCCGGGAAUGCGAUCGAUACGAAAAGACUUCCUGCAUUACCAGCCACCUUGCUAGAUGUCAAGACGCCAAUGGAUAACGAAAAUGAUGAUACAACCAGUCCCCAUGCCCGAAUUCGCAACAGCGAAGGGUUAUCCAUUGACCAGCCUUCAACGACGAGACACAUAAAGAGUCUUAUUGAACAUGACAAUCCCCAUAAUCGGGUCGCACCAGGAUUGACUUCAACAUGUUGCUCUUCGGAAGGAACAGCAAGGGAUGUCAAGUCGGGUGCUGCAAAACAAUCCCGUGAAGUUUCCAGCAGUGGUUCUGUGAACGAACAAAGCACAGGAUCUAAAGGUGCCUUCGGGAAAGGUUCGCUGACAAAAUUGGCGCAGAAGGUAAAACCAGCUAGUGCCGGGAGAGACGAGGCUGGCAAACGAGCAGCACAACGAUCCUCUCUCGAUAAGUCGAGUGCCCAGCCGGUCUCAAAGAUUGCGACCCAGCGCAACAAGAUGCAGAAAGGGCUUCUUGGUGACAAGAAAUCCGCCCGCUAUGACACGUCCACAAGGCCAACUUUUGAGGAAAGAGCAAUCAAGACGACAGGAUCUCCCGCUGAUAAAACAUCGUUGCCGGUCGCAAACAGAGGCGUGCCGAGAUCACCCUUACAUGACCUACGAUUGCGAACCUCUCCCACUCAGACACGUCGAGCAAAAACACCGAACAAGCCCCAAAGUGAUGCGCAGACUGAUUAUUUCACUGUGCAUGAAUUGAACCAGGAGUCUUUCAUCAGCCAAUCAGACUCAUACACUCUCCGAUCCACAGGAACACGGCCAAACUCACCAGCCGCUACAAGAACCCAUGUGCGCAGUAGCAGCUCCUUGUCAUUGACGCGAUCCGAGACAGACAUGGCUGUGUCUCUCGGUGGAGAUGGCCGCCCAACUUCCUCGGGUUGGCAGCAGAGGACUACCUCGUUCGCACCCAGUAUAUACUCCUUAGCAACAGCGGGCUCGGAGACGUCACUCAUACUUGCCCAUCGUGCACGAAAGAGCGCAUACGACGACGUAGAGACUAUCAGAUCGCUGAAUCGAGACGGCAUAAUCCCCGGUAUAUUCCCCGAGCAACAUUUUGUGCAGAACAUCAGACGCUUUUGCCGAUUCUCCUCGGCCUCAUAUGGGUCGAACGCUUUGAAAGUGAUGGGUGUGACGAGGCCAACCAAGGCUGUCCCUCAUCGGGAAACCGACAGCCAGGAACACUCUGAUUUUUCGGACCACGCGGGACUACCAGCGUCAACGAUCCUCUUGUCUUCUUUCGUUGAUCCGGCGGGAGGAACCAAUGCCGCGGGCGAGACUGACAGCGGUUUCCCUUUGGUUCAUUAUGUAUGUCUGGACCAUGCUUCAAAGGCUGUUGUUCUGACUCUCAGAGGGACGUGGGGAUUUGAAGACAUUCUUACAGAUAUGACUUGCGACUAUGAUGACCUCGUAUGGCAAGGGAGAAGCUGGAAAGUUCACAAGGGUAUGCACGCAUCGGCAAAGCGCCUUCUGAUGGGAGGUGGCGGAAGAGUUAUGAUCACCAUCAGGGCCGCUCUUGAAGAGUUUCCAGAUUACGGCGUAGUGUUGUGCGGCCAUUCCCUAGGGGGUGGUGUUGCCGCACUUCUAGCCACUAUGAUUUCGGAACCUUACAGCGAACAAUCCGGAACCUCAUUUGUAACCGCUACACCUCGGUCUGCCGCGCGGCGGAUGCUCCAGGGGGACAAUGACGAUGAAGCUGAAGAGAGCCGUCUUCCCUUCUAUCUCCCCACUGGACGUCCAAUCCAUGUCUAUGCGUACGGUCCCCCGUCUGCUAUGUCCCCAUUCCUACGCCGUGCAACUCGUGGCUUAAUAACGACGAUCGUCAACGGCCAAGAUGUGGUACCAAGUCUUUCUUUAGGCAUCUUGCACGAUAUGCACACUGUAUCUGUCGCGUUCAAGAGUGACACUACUGGGGCCAAGUCGCAUGUGCGAUACCGAGUUUGGGAAGGUCUGAGGCAGAGCAUUGUUAACAAAUUUUAUGUCAACGAAGCGCCCAUGCUUCUGCACGCUGGCGAUGGCGUUGGGGAAGACGCCUGGGCGUGGAAAACAUUGAAGGCGCUUCGAGAAGAGAUGUGUGCCCCCAAGCUGCUGCCUCCUGGAGAGGUCUUUGUGGUAGAGACGAUGCGUGUUCUUCAACGUAAUGCUUUUACGUCUGACUUUGGUGGGGACGGCUACCCAAGGCUUGGUCGGCCUGCAACGAGGGUCCAAUUGAAGUUUAUCCGAGACGUCGAGUCUCUUUUUGGAGAGUUGAGAUUUGGGCCAGGAAUGUUCAGCGAUCACAACCCAGCAAGAUAUGAGGCCAGUCUGGCGGCGCUUGCACAAGGUAUCCUAGACGAUUAA
Aspergillus thermomutatus is the source of this 3630-nucleotide messenger RNA. Its product is annotated as lipase family protein. The record is from RefSeq and is a predicted model, not a curated record. Gene Ontology annotation, biological process: lipid metabolic process. Lineage: Eukaryota; Fungi; Ascomycota; Eurotiomycetes; Eurotiales; Aspergillaceae. Bases 1 to 3630 code for a protein of 1209 amino acids. The transcript has 2 exons.